Molecule: messenger RNA, 2090 nt
Organism: Sciurus carolinensis (gray squirrel)
Lineage: Eukaryota; Metazoa; Chordata; Mammalia; Rodentia; Sciuridae
Product: zinc finger protein 709-like
Exons: 1
Coding region: 29-1354 (441 amino acids)
Biological process (GO): negative regulation of transcription by RNA polymerase II
Molecular function (GO): DNA-binding transcription repressor activity, RNA polymerase II-specific
Source: RefSeq, a predicted model, not a curated record
AGUCCUCAUUGCUGAUUCACCCCUAACCAUGCCCCUGACAGCUCACACUGGACACAAAGGACAUGAGUAUCAGGAACACAGAAAGAAGCCAUAUGAACAUAAGGAACAUGGGAAAGACUUCCAUUAUUGCCUACAUUUUCAGAAGCAUGAAAAAACUCACACAGCAGAGAAAUCCAGUGUGUGUAAGCACUGUGGAAAAGCUUUUUGUUGUUUCAGAUCUCUUCAAACGCAUGAAAGAAAUCACACAGGAGAUAAACAACAUGUGUGUAAGCAUUGUGGAAAAGGCUUUAGUUCUUCCAGUUACAUUAAAAAGCAUGAACGAAUUCACCGUGGAGAGAAACCUUAUAAAUGCAAACAGUGUGGGAAAGCCUUUCAUUUUCUGAGUUCCCAUCAAAAACAUGAACAAAUUCACAGUGAAGAGAAACCAUAUAAAUGUAAACAAUGUGGGAAAGCCUUUCCUUUUCUCAGUUCCCUUCAAAUGCAUGAAAAAAUUCAUAGUCAAAAGAAACCGUGUGUAUGUAAGCAGUGUGGGAAAGGCUUUAGUUCUUCCAGCUACAUUAAAAUACAUGAACAAAUUCAUAGUGGAGUUAAACCUUAUGUGUGUACUCAAUGUCAAAAAGCCUUUAGUUCCUAUGGGUACCUUAGAAAGCAUGAAGGAAUUCACAGUGAAGUGAAACCUUACACAUGUAUACAAUGUGGCAAAUCUUUCAGUCAUUCGGAUGCAAUCAGAAAACAUGAAAAGACUCACACUGGUGAAAAGCCCUAUGUAUGUAAGCAAUGUGGAAAAGCCUUUCGUUCUUCCUAUUACAUUAAAAUCCAUGAACAAAUUCAUAGUGGAGAGAAACCCUAUACAUGUAAACAAUGUGGGAAAGCUUUUCAUUUCUUCAGAUACCUUCAAAGACAUGAAAUAAUGCACACUGGAGAGAAGCCCUAUGUAUGUAAGCAGUGUGGAAAAGGCUUUAGUUCUUCUAGUCACCUGAAAACACAUGAACAGAUUCACAGUGGAGAGAAACCCUAUACAUGUAAACAAUGUGGAAAAGCCUUUAGUUCUUCCUAUUACAUUAAAAUCCAUGAACGAAUUCAUAGUGGAGAGAAACCCUAUACAUGUAAACAAUGUGGGAAAGCUUUUCAUUUCUUCAGAUACCUUCAAAGACAUGAAAUAAUACACACUGGAGAGAAGCCCUAUGUAUGUAAGCAGUGUGGAAAAGGCUUUAGUUCUGCUAGUCACAUGAAAACACAUGAACAGAUUCACAGUGGAGAGAAACCCUAUACAUGUAAACAAUGUGGAAAAGCCUUUAGUUCUUCCUAUUACAUUAAAAUCCAUGAACGAAAUCAUAGUGGAGAGAAACCCUAAACAUGUAAACAAUGUGGGAAAGCUUUUCAUUUCUUCAGAUACCUUCAAAGACAUGAAAUAAUACACACUGGAGAGAAGCCCUAUGUAUGUAAACAUUGUGGAAAAGGCUUUAGAUCUGCUAGGCAUAUGAAAACACAUGAACAAAUUCACAGUAGAGAGAAACCUUUUAAGUGCAAACAAUAUGGGAAAGACUUUCCUCUACUCAGGUCCCUUCAAAGACAUGAAAGAAGUGACAUGACCGAGAAACCCUAUGUACGUAAGCAAUGUAGAAAAGCCUUUAGUUCUUCCAGUUACAUUAAAAUCCAUGAAUGAAUCCACAGUGGAGAGAAACCUUCUAAGUGCAAACAAUGUGGGAGAACCUUUGAUUUUCCCAAUUGCCUUGAAAUGCAUGAACAAAUUCACAGUGGGAAGAAAGCCUAUGUGUGCAAGCAAUGUGGAAAAGGCUUUAGUUCUUCUAGUGACACUUAAAACACAUGAACAGAUUCAUAGUGGAGAGAAACCUUAUGUGUGUAAGCAAUGUGGAAAAGCCUUUAGUUCUUCCAGGUACCUUAAAAAACAUGAACGAAUUCACAGUGACAAGAAAAAUCUAUAAAUGAAAACCCUAAAGAAGUAGCCAACCAAAGGAGAAACCAAGUCAAGUUAAAAACCAAAAAUAAGUCAAAAUGACUAGGAAUACAAGUCAUAUCUCAAUAAUAACCCUGAAUAUUAAUGGCCUAAACUCAUCAAUCGAAAGACA